UCUCUGCAGCCUGGGCCGCUUGGGUCAGCAUGGAGCAUGGCAUGGUAGGGGGUGGGCCACACCUCCAUGAAGUUGGCUGCAGCCUGCCCCUCGCUUAUGUCAGUGGAAGGUGGCCCUCACUUGGGAUGUUCCUGAGCUAAAAUAAUUGACGCUCAUAUGGCUAUGGUAAUGCUUUAUGUGCAUGGCACUCUGUUCCACGGCAGGUUUGACAGAGGUUCCUCCAUGGCUCUGGGGAUGGAAUGGCUGCUAAGACGAUGGAAGGAAUUGCUUCCUGGUCUGACAACCCGUGUCCUCCAGAGGCAGUAUCUUUAUAGAUGUCACCAUGGCCCCCCUCACAGAGCAAAGCGUCUGGUGCUGUCCCAGCUCUUUCAGCCUCUGAAUCUUCGGGAGGACGGUGUGGUUGGGCUGGAGAGCAAACCUGACGAUCUGACAUGUAAGAGUCAGAGGCUGAUGAUACAAGCAGGGUUAAUCUACCCCUCUAGCCCCGGCUGCUACUACUACAUGCCUUACACUGUUCGAGCAAUGGAGAAGCUUGUCAAGGUGAUAGACCAAGAAAUGCAGGCUAUCGGGGGGCAGAAGCUAAAUAUGCCCAGUUUAAGUUCUGCAGAGCUCUGGAGAACCAGUGGGCGGUGGGAUUUAAUGGGCAAAGAGCUCUUCCGACUUGCAGACAGACACAGCAAAGAGUACUGUCUGGGGCCAACUCACGAAGAGACCAUCGCAGACCUGAUUGCCUCCCAAGCGAACUUGUCCUACAAGCAGCUGCCGCUCCUGCUAUAUCAGAUAACACGGAAGUUUCGAGAUGAGCCCAAGCCCCGUUUUGGCUUGCUGCGCAGCAGGGAAUUCUACAUGAAGGACAUGUACACAUUUGACACCUGUGAGGAAGCUGCUCGCCAGACCUACAGCCUGGUGUGUGAGGCGUACUGCAACGUGUUUAACAGCUUGGGGUUCCACUUUGUCAAAGUGCAGGCAGAUACGGGCAGCAUUGGGGGGAGCAUGUCCCACGAGUUCCAGCUCCCCGCAGGCAUUGGAGAGGACAGGCUGAUGAUCUGCUCCAACUGUAGUUUUUCAGCCAACGUGGAAACAAUAAAUCCUGACCAGACAGACUGCCCAGUUUGCAAAGGAAAACUGUCUGAGAGCAAAGGGAUUGAAGUUGGGCAUACGUUUUAUCUGGGCACCAAGUACUCUUCUGUUUUUAAUGUCAACUUCCACACUGCCCAAAACAAACCUGUCCUAGCAGAAAUGGGUUGCUAUGGCUUGGGCAUAACUCGGAUUCUGGCUGCUUCUGUCGAGGUGCUUUCAACAGAAGACAGCAUCCGUUGGCCAGCCCUCAUUGCACCUUACCAGGUCUGCCUCAUUCCCCCUAAGAAAGGCAGCAAGGAAGAGAUGGGUGCGGUGCUAAUGGAUAAUUUAUAUGACAGUAUUGUCGAAGCCGUGCCUCAGAUUAAAGGGGAAGCUGUGCUGGAUGACAGGACUCACUUGACCAUUGGAAGGCUGCAUGUGUACAUGGACACUCCCCUUCAAGAAGGUGCAAGUGGCUCAUUGGGACACCUUAGCCUGAUGCUUGAGAGGAGAAGUCAGGCGUAGACCACAGGAGCCAACAGUAUGUCUUGAGCAAGUCUUGGGAGCGAGAGAACAUGAAUCCAGUCCAUGUAGGUGAGGAGUCAGGCACUGCUCUGAGGAUCCAAGAACAUACCCCUAUGACCCAGGAGGGGGAGGAAGGUACC
Molecule: messenger RNA, 1724 nt
Organism: Terrapene triunguis (Three-toed box turtle)
Lineage: Eukaryota; Metazoa; Chordata; Testudines; Emydidae
Product: probable proline--tRNA ligase, mitochondrial
Exons: 2
Coding region: 157-1584 (475 amino acids)
Biological process (GO): prolyl-tRNA aminoacylation
Cellular component (GO): cytoplasm; mitochondrion
Molecular function (GO): proline-tRNA ligase activity; ATP binding
Source: RefSeq, a predicted model, not a curated record